Molecule: messenger RNA, 2154 nt
Organism: Lithohypha guttulata
Lineage: Eukaryota; Fungi; Ascomycota; Eurotiomycetes; Chaetothyriales; Trichomeriaceae
Exons: 1
Coding region: 1-2154 (717 amino acids)
Source: RefSeq, a predicted model, not a curated record
AUGGCCAAGUCUAGAAAGGACCGGCCAUCUAAAUGGAGUGGCACACCGAUACAUUUACCAAACCAUCUCUCCAGAUGGCCAGAUGUAAAAGUUCGAUCAACGUCGAAAUCACAGCCGACACCCUCAAGCGAACCAAAAAGAGCUGUCAACCAUACUGCCAGCGAUGUUGCUGUGCAUGAAGCCUCUACAAAAUCCGGAGAGCAGAAUAUUGUACCGAGGGACAGCCAUGAGAAGUGUCCAAACAAGGGCACACCACAAAAGAUCUCCAGCUCAACUAGCGACGACAAGAGUCAGGCCCCGAAUAGCGAUACCACCAAGUACGAUUCUGCUAAGCAGAGUUCAGUGAACCCGAUGUCUUCGACUGAUAUGGUCAAGCAAGCUAACGAGGAGAUCAAGCCCGAUCAUACAGGAUCGAAGCCCGACAAGUCCGCUGGCCACAGCAUCAGACGCACUCCUCUUCUUCCGCGAGACAAAAGUGGCAAUGGCAAGCCUGCUACUAAGAACGAAGCAGGAACGACUCCACAGGUUUCACCUACCCCGGUUUAUCUCUCAAGUACAGCUAAAGCGAGGCUGAAAGACGCAGUAGCAUCUCACAAGAGGACGACCAACAAUGCACGUGAGCCUCGAACGAAGAACGUCUUCAACGCGCGAUCCAUCUCUAAUUCUGAAAGUGCUACACCAGCAGCAGAGACAGUCCGACCUGAUGGCAAGCCAGCAGACUCAGUCCUCCCGCAGGUCACUUCCCAAGAGCUAGUGAAUAGACAAGGUCCAAAACUGAGGAAAGAACGAAGUGAUGCGCCUCCACCUGCCUCCUCUCCUGGGCAGGAUUCGAGACCCAAACAGUCUGCGUUACAGCCUGCUGAUGCAGUCAUGAUUCCCGUGCCCCAGCAAGCGAGUGUUGUCACACCUUCAGAUAAAUUCACACAGAAAGACCGCCAGGCCAGCUUUGAUCGUAUUGCAAGGACUUAUGGAGAAAGGUUAGCAACAGACCAUCUGAAAAUUCGGCCUCACCAAACAUUCUCGAGCAAUGUCUCCGAUCCUGGUAGAGACACUGAGUCUGAUCAAGAGGUCGAGAAAGAUAAAUCUCGACCCACUCGCCAGUCUGAAUCGAACAAGAAGCCCAGCAAAAGUUCCAGUUCGAAGAGGAAAAGCAAAAAGAACUCGAAGCAGCAAGGCAACUGGGACGUCGUGCUUGCCGAAGCAAGAAAGCAGGCCGACCUGCUAGACGAUAUAGAGCGUCAACGUGGCUACAGAUUGGAGUCAAAGCCUCCGGGAUGUGAUAACGACGAAAGUUGUGUCGAGCCUAAUGACCAAGACGAAUCCAGCUGUGAAGCUGGUGCCAUCAAUCAGCACGCCUCAAAUUCUGAAGAAGGCGGAACGACUCCCUAUCAAAAGGCCAAAAAACGCAAGCGAGCCAGCCAGGACUCUGGUGCGACUCCGAAUCAGACCACUACAGGGACCUUGAAGAAGCAGAAAAUAACAAGUGCGCUAUCGAAGAGAGAGGCGAAUUCUGCUGACAAGACGAAGCAAGUCAAAGCGCGAAAGGAUAGCCCUCACGAGCCUGAGAGAAAUGUCGAUGGUGACCGGGCCUGCAAUCAUACAAGACUGCCAGACCAAGAUACAAAUUCAAGCUCGUAUACUCAGAAGAAGGGGUUUACAGAUCGGUCUGACGUCGACGUGGCGCUUCUCACCUCCCUCAAGCCAUUGAUACCCCAGACUAUCAUCAAUACUACCUUGCAGACUUUGGCUGCAGCCGAAACUCUCAAGAUCACCAAUAUCAUCGAGAAGAAACAGCGGUCCGAAAUGAAGAAGAUGACCAAAGGAAAGCUUACAACUGCGGUCUGGCAAGAUGUGGAUGCUGAAAUGGCAAUAGAGCACGGUCUGAUCGAUGAUGCAAAGACAUACCACGCGGACGAUCCAGUCGUCGUCAUCAAGUCCGCCGCCGAGCUGAUUAGCAAAUUGUCUCAGAACAGCGUCGUAGGGGUAGCUAUUGAUGAUGAACCUCAGGAGAGGGACAAAAGUGGUAGGAGAGAUGCAAACAACAUGUCUGAGAUGGAAUUACAGUUGAGCCUUACUGUUAUGCAGAAGCAGCACGAUAUCGAGAGACUUGAAAAGGAGGUGCGCAAGCUGAAGGCGCAAGUGCAAAAGUCAUAA